GCUACGAGAGCUACGAUUACUACACCCCKCAGAGCUCGGCCCCCACCCCUCCAGGAGCCUCCUACGCCUACGGCAGCUCGGGGGGAGCCCCUUCCUCCUCCUCCUCCUCCUGGGAGGCUCCCAAAGCUCCGGAUUUGGGAUUGGCAACGGAAAAUUCCUCCUCGGGAGCCUUCGGAGCGCAGGAAAAUCCCGACUCCAUCAUCGCCAAAAUCAACCAGCGCCUGGACCUGCUGGCCAAGGAGGGCACGGCCGCCGCGCCGGGGGACGGSGCUGAGCAGCAGCACAGCUCUUUCCGUUUCGACUCGUUUGACUCGUUUGACUCCCGUCCCUCGCUGAGCUCGGAGCGGGAUCCGUUCCUGUCGGGAUUUCCCUUCCCAGAUCCCGGAUCCGACCGGGAAAACGCCUUCGGGAGCCGCGAGCGGAGCCGCGGAACCUUCGGAAUUUUCCGCGGGAACGGCACCGGGAACGGCCGGAACCGAUCCCAAAACGCCCGGGGGAGGAUCCCGGGGAGGAUCCCGGAGCCUUUUCCCUCGGGAUCCCGCUGGAAUGAGCUGCAAUUCCCGGGAAAUCGCGGAAUUCCGGGAUCCCGGCCGCUGCCCUCGCUGUUUUCCCAAGCGUUGGUGCCGGAAUACGGGGAUUAUCCCGGRGAUUAUCCCGGAGAUUACCCUGGAGAUUACGGCGAUUAUCCCGGCGAUUAUCCCGGGGAUUUUGGGGAUUAUCCCCGGGAUUUUGGGGAUUAUCCCAGCGAUUAUCCCGGCGAUUAUGCCGGGGAUUUUGGGAUGUUGGGAAUGGCGGCGAUGGGGCGCGCCGGGAAUGGGAAUGGGAGCGCUCCCUACGGGAUGGGCAGGAGGAGCAGGGACAGGAUGCUGCCCUGGAACACUGCAAUGCCGAGGCGGCGGGGUUUGCGCAGCCGCUCCGGGCUCCGCUGGGAUCCGGAGGGGCCUCGGAAGCGCAAACGAUCCCCGAGCGGAGACGAAACCGAUCCCAAAAACGCCCGCAGCGACAGCGACCGCGACCACUCCGACCACGGUAACGCCUUUUUUAUGGGAAUGAGGGAAUUGAAGUUUUUUUUUGGGAUGAGAAUUCCCGAAUUUCCCGCAGGAUCYGAGGAUGAGGACGAGGAGAUGAAGAAAAAACGGGAAAAGCAACGGAGGAGGGACCGAAUGAGGGACCGGGCCAUGGACAGGAUCCAGUUCGCCUGCUCCGUCUGCAAAUUCCGCACUUUGGAGGAGGAGGAGAUCCAGAGGCACCUGCAGAGCAAAUUCCACCGGGAGACGCUGCGCUACAUCGGCACCAAACUGCCCGACAAAACCGUCCACUUCCUGCAGGAAUACAUCAUCAACAGGAACAGGAAAAUCGAGAAGCGGCGCCAGGAGCUGACGGACAAAGAGGGAGCAAAGCAGAGACCCGACCCCUUCAAAGGGAUCGGCCAGGAGCAUUUUUUCAAGUGGAUCGAGGCCGCUCCUCAUUUUGGGGUGAAAUCUGUGGGAUUUUCACCCCAAAAAAGGGAAUUUUGGGGCGGGAACGGCUCCGAUUUUGACCAUUUCCGAUGGAAUUUUUUGGGAAUUUUGGGAAUUAUUUUAAUUUAUGGAAUUUUCUGCUUCCGGAUCGGCCAGGAGCAUUUUUUCAAGCGGAUUGAAGCCGCUCACUGCCUGGCCUGUGACAUGCUGAUCCCAGCCCAGGGACACCUCCUGCAGCGGCACCUGCGCUCCGCCGAGCACAACCGCAACCGACGGCUGGCAGCGGAGCAGUUCAAGAAGACGAGUCUGCACGUGGCCAAGAGCGUCCUCAACAACAAAGGCGAAGAUCCCUUCACGGACGAGGCCCCGGACGGGGACGACGGAGCCGAAGAAUCCAAAGAAUCGGAGGAAAAACCGGAAAAACCGGAAAAUUCCGGGGAUUUGGGGGAUUCCGGGGAUUUGGGGGAUUCCCGGGAUUUGGAGAAUUCCCGGGAUUUUCCCCAGGAAUUCCUGAAAUCCCUGGGGGA
Molecule: messenger RNA, 1987 nt
Organism: Malurus melanocephalus (red-backed fairy wren)
Lineage: Eukaryota; Metazoa; Chordata; Aves; Passeriformes; Maluridae
Product: A-kinase anchor protein 8-like
Cellular component (GO): nuclear matrix; nucleus
Molecular function (GO): DNA binding; protein kinase A regulatory subunit binding
Source: RefSeq, a predicted model, not a curated record